GGGUAUAAGAGUCAGAAGCAGGACCUGAUGAACAUACACUCAGAGUGAGUCUGGGCAUCACCAUACGCACCGAACGCACGGGCAUCAUGUCUUCCAGCGGGGAUAAAAAGGCCACCUCCCAGACAGACGGCAAAGCCGCCCAGCCCAAAAAAGCUGAAAUGCCCAUGAUAGCUUACAAGAUGUACGUGUUUGACCAGGAGAACUUCCAGGGCCGCAUGAUUGAGAUCAACGCCGAAUGCAAGAAUGUGUGUGAAAUGGGCAUGGACAAAGUUCGCUCACUGCGUGUGGAAUGUGGCCCCUUCGUGGGCUGGGAGCAGAUGAACUUCUGUGGAGAGAUGUAUGUCCUGGAGAAGGGCGACUACCCUCGCUGGGACUGCUGGAGCAACAGCCAAAGGAAUGACUACCUGCUCUCCUUCAGACCUGUCAGAAUGGACCCUGAGAAGCACAAGAUCUGUCUGUAUGAGGUGGGCAACUUCAAGGGCCGCAAGAUGGAGAUCAUGGACGAUGAUGUCCCCAGCUUGUACUCCUACGGCUUCACCGACAGAGUGGGAAGCAUCAUCGUCAGCUGUGGAACAUGGGUGGGCUACCAGUACCCCGGUUACCGUGGCAGCCAGUACUUGCUGGAGAAGGGCGAGUACAGACACUUUAACGAGUACGGUGCCCGCUGGCCCCAAAUGCAGUCCGUGAGGCGUAUCCGUGAUAUGCAGUGGCAUCCACAAGGCUGCUACACCAUGGCCGCCAAGUGA
This is a messenger RNA of Electrophorus electricus (electric eel), 746 nucleotides long. It is a transcript of the gene crybb1l1, whose product is annotated as crystallin, beta B1, like 1. Gene Ontology annotation, molecular function: structural constituent of eye lens. The record is from RefSeq and is a predicted model, not a curated record. NCBI's taxonomy places the organism in Eukaryota, Metazoa, Chordata, Actinopteri, Gymnotiformes, Gymnotidae. Gene Ontology annotation, biological process: lens development in camera-type eye; visual perception.